Cotesia glomerata is the source of this 539-nucleotide messenger RNA. RefSeq names its product cysteine-rich protein 1-like. The transcript is spliced from 3 exons. The record is from RefSeq and is a predicted model, not a curated record. Lineage: Eukaryota; Metazoa; Arthropoda; Insecta; Hymenoptera; Braconidae. The coding region runs from base 91 to 438 and encodes 115 amino acids.
CUAUGUCCCAGUCACAGAGAUGCGGAAAAUGAACGCGCUAUGACAAUACCUACAUAUAUGAAUAUAUGUGGAAAUAAAGAUUAAGAACCCAUGGGUAUCUAUUAUUUUCUCACGCGUCAAAUAAUUGCGAGUACACCCCAGAUACUCAUGGGUAUUGUCAUUCAAAUAAAUAAUUACGAAAUUGCUAAUGGAUCUACAUUUACCUGGCAGCAUUGUUACCGUCGUAUCCUCAUGACACCGAGUAAAGCGGAGCGGAAAACUUCCAUGGGAAAAGACUGGCACUUAUCAUGCUUCCGGUGCGAAAAAUGCAACAAGACCCUUGAAGCCGGAAAAUAUUUUGAGCAUGGAGGAAAACCCUACUGCGAAAAACCGUGUUACUCAGCUCUUUUUGGUCCUGAAGGAUUUAGAUAUGGAAGCAUCGAUUGUUAUAAGCACUAGUUUUCUUCAUGAAUCUAAUCUGUAAUUCUAUUAUUAUCAAGUUUAAUGUAAAAAUAAUUUUUCAUGUUUGAAAUACAAUAAAUUUUACUUUGAAGUAAAAA